This is a messenger RNA of Nematolebias whitei (Rio pearlfish), 2053 nucleotides long. It is a transcript of the gene gid4, whose product is annotated as GID complex subunit 4 homolog. The record is from RefSeq and is a predicted model, not a curated record. The coding region runs from base 178 to 834 and encodes 218 amino acids. Gene Ontology annotation, biological process: protein targeting to vacuole; negative regulation of gluconeogenesis; proteasome-mediated ubiquitin-dependent protein catabolic process. Gene Ontology annotation, cellular component: extrinsic component of membrane; GID complex. NCBI's taxonomy places the organism in Eukaryota, Metazoa, Chordata, Actinopteri, Cyprinodontiformes, Rivulidae. The transcript is spliced from 6 exons.
ACCAGGCAGCGUCGCAACGUCGAAGUCUACACUUUCUCGGGCAGCUGGAUAAACUGUGCUGUGAGGAAUUAAGCUGAAAUUGAAUGUUACUGAGUCCAAGUAGUAGCUUUUAGGUGUUUGUAGAAGCCAACGCAAACUCUUUACCGCGGUUGCUGCCCAGCCAGCGAAGCGGGAGCCAUGCCUGUCCCUGCUGGAUACCUCAGCGACUCCCCCGCAGCGGCCUUCACGUCCUCGGCCUCUCUUAUCCCGCCUCCACCGAUAAACACCCAGCAGCCUGGUGUUGUCACCUCGCUCCUGUACAGCGGCUCCAAGUUCAGGGGACAUCAGAAAAGCAAAGGAAACUCCUACGAUGUGGAGGUUGUUUUACAGCAUGUCACAAUGGAAGAUUCCUAUUUAUGUGGCUACCUGAAGAUAAAGGGAUUGACAGAAGAAUAUCCAACACUGACGACUUUCUUUGCCGGAGAGAUCAUCAGCAGGAAGAGGCCGUUUCUCACUCGGAAGUGGGACGCAGAUGAAGACGUCGAUCGGAAGCACUGGGGCAAGUUCCAGGCUUUUUACCAGUAUGCAAAGACAUUUAACUCUGAUGAGUUUGACUAUGAAGAUCUGAAGAACUCUGACUAUAUUUUCAUGAGGUGGAAGGAGCAGUUUCUGGUCCCAGACCACACAAUCAAAGACAUCAGCGGCGCUUCCUUUGCUGGAUUUUACUACAUCUGCUUCCAGAAAUCCACAGCAACAAUCGAGGGCUACUACUACCACAGGAGCUCUGAAUGGUACCAGUCUUUAACGCUCACCCAUGUUCCCGAGCACAGUGCAGCCAUCUACGAGUUCCGGUGACCGCCGUGGCUUUCAGCGCCAUCUCUUCAGUUGGAAAUGCGAACGCCUGCAGAUUCUACUGAGAAGAAAAAGGAAACCAACUUGGGUCGAGAUUUUGAUGUUUUAAGACGUAAAACAAACAAAAAAAAAAACACUUCCCAUUUUCUCGAAUUGGCAGCUGACGGUGAGCACACGGGACUGAAGACUAAUGAAUGUACGGCUGAGAUGAAAACGGGAAGAAAAAAAAAGUGCGUUUCAGUGCUCGCCGGACAGAACUUGUGAUGUCCAAACUAACAGCAAGGACUGGGCGUGGCUCAUACAGUUCUCGUUACUUUAUUUGUUUUAACGUCUGGUUUUAAAACGCUUAAAUUAUGACACUUUAAAGGCCUUGUCGGGGUAUUUCCUCCCCUUCUUGGUUUGCAUAUAGGAAAAGAUCUCAGCAGCACACACGCUGAACCUGUUGGACAAGGACUCAUCUGAGGAGUUCGCUCUGAGAAGGACGAAAAAUUUCCAAGUUUGAGGAGGAAAAACAAGAGAGAAGUUUGUAAAGUUUAAAGACAGGAGCUUUAAUAUUUCUGAAGCUAGAGAGACAGUAUUUUUAAGCUAAACUGAGUCUUUGUUUGCCUGCCAAGAGUAUAUUUUCUUAUUUUACUCCUAAUGAUGAACAAUGAGUGGCACUUUUUUAAAAGGUACAAUCUGGGAGAUUCCUGAAAUAAGCUUUUAUUUUUCUCCCUCCCCCCCCCCCCCCCCUCCUUUCUCAUAAUCUUGCUUUUGAGCAUAGGAUUGCUGUGGAUUUUCUUCUGAGUUGUAUUUGCACAGAUUAUAUGCUACUAAGAUGUUUGGGUUUGAAAGCAUCCCAGUACACAGACGUCAAGACAUGUUCGAAGUAGUUUCGUCUAAAAGUAUUCAACCCCUUCAGUCUGCAUGAAACAUGGAACUUUUUCACUGAAGAGUCCCAUCGUUUAUUUUUCCUCAACUAUGCAACACUAGAGUUCCAAACACAAGACCCUGAGUUUCAGCAGUGAGAUUUUAGUCUAUCCUUAUAAUAUAUAUAUGUAUGUAUAUAUAUUAUAUAAAAAAAAAAGAUUUAUCUUCCUAUUUUGUUAAAUUGCUUAUGAUGACACUCCUCCCUGAUCAUGCUCCUCUUCCAUGUGAUUGUGCCAUCUUUUUUAAAAGCUUGUCAGAGUUGUAAUGUGACAGAUCGAAGGUGUGUUUGUGAAAAAGACGAACUUAUUGAUGG